Schistosoma turkestanicum is the source of this 532-nucleotide messenger RNA. The record is from the annotation of a GenBank genome assembly. Lineage: Eukaryota; Metazoa; Platyhelminthes; Trematoda; Strigeidida; Schistosomatidae.
UAAAUAUUGAACAAUGAAUACUGAAAUGAAAAUAGAAUCAUUAUACAAUUUUUAAAAAAAAGUUGAAAAUUGUUUUUUUUUAAUUUCAAAAAUAUUCGGAUACAACACACUAUAACAAACAGCAUCACCUUUUUUUCGAUUUUUUCUCUACAAAAAACAAAACAUGCUUACGAAUACAUUAAAGAUUACUAUCUUAUUAAUGGUUUGCGCUAAUCAUUGUUCAUCCCAGUUUGAGCUUAAAUCCUAUCAUAUUUACCCGGAAGAUUAUGAUUAUGAAGAAUCAGCUGCGGAUUCGAUCAAAUCUAAACUUAAAGAUUCCGAGUUGUAUAAUCGUUAUCGAAUGAGACGUCAUUUUAUGCCUCAACGAUUUGGCAAAAGAUUUACAAAAGGAUUCAUACCACAACGCUUUGGUAAAAGAUUAUACGAAAAAAUGAAUCUGUGAAUUUUAUAUACAUAUUGAAUAUUUAACGUUUGUUCAACUAACAAUUAUUGUAAACUGAUGAUUAACAAAUUUUUGUGAUUGAAUUAAAAU